Molecule: messenger RNA, 2079 nt
Organism: Vitrella brassicaformis
Lineage: Eukaryota; Vitrellaceae
Source: the annotation of a GenBank genome assembly
CCAGUCUCUCCCGCGGCGCCCGUCGCCGGGAGGCCGUGGAACCUCGGCGUUGCCGCACUCGAUAUCGUCCCGCUCGUAUUCUUGUACGUCGGUAUGCAAGAAUCGAGCGGGACGGCAUCUGAAUGCCAUCAAUGUGUGCGUUGUGUGCAGCGCUGGAGUCCGAGAAAUGGGCGCUUUCUGAGCUGGGCUCCGUCAGGGAUUCAACCUUGGAGUGUCGGAGACGGGGGGAGGGGGCGAGUUGCUAAAGCUCGCGUACUUGACAGAAGAAGAUCUGAACACGAUGAUACGGCCGCAGGCUGCUCCUGUAGUCGUGCUGCGGCAGAACACCAAACGCGAGCAGGGACGGAAGGCCCAGCUGGCGAACAUACAGGCAAGCGACGCCCAGCUGCAUGCCGUUGGAUAGAUCUGCACACGCACAUGACCCUUGCUGUGUGUACGUCAGGCUGGCAAGACGAUAGCUGACAUUGUGCGUACGACACUCGGCCCGAAGUCGAUGCUCAAGAUGCUUCUGGACCCCAUGGGCGGCAUCGUCAUGACCAACGACGAGAGCGCCAUGCUCAGAGAGGUACGGGUGGCACACGCAAAGAUGCGUAGAUGCCGCACUCGUCAUUGCCUUUCUCUGUUGCGGUGUGAUUUGCAGGUUGACGUGGCUCACCCCGCCGCCAAGUCGAUGAUAGAGCUGAGCCGCUCGCAGGACGAGGAAGUGGGAGACGGAACGACCUCAGUGGUCGUCCUCGCCGGUACGCAUAUAUACAUCCACACACCCACUCAUGUGCCCAUAAGUGACGCCCAUACGGUGGUGGUGGUGGUGCGCGCAUGUGUCGUUGUUCAGGCGAGAUUUUGGCUGUGGCCGAGCACUUUUUGGGUCGCAACAUGCACCCCACAAUCAUCGUGGCGGGAUACAUCCAGGUCACCAGACGGACGACGGGAUUGUAAGACUCGUUUCGACACAUCGUGGCCAUCUCAUUGCCUUGCUGUGUGUCAGGCUUUGGAUGACGCGUUGAAGAUCCUCAGCGAGAUCGCCACGCCCAUCGAUGCUUCCGACGACAAGCGAUUCACCGAGAUCGUCCACACAUGUACACACCCACACAACCACACAACCACAUCCACACAUUCGCGAGACCGACACGCGACUGGGUCUGUGUGCCGUUGUGUGGGUCAGGCAUCGACACUAAGUUUUCCGCCCGUUGGGGCAACAUGAUCAGCGACUUGGCUGUCAAGGCCGCCAAGUGCGUCACGAUCGAGCUGCCUAAUGGCAAGAGGGAAAUCGACAUCAAGGUGAAGCAGCCAGCAGCCGUUCGGUGAUUGAGGGAGCUGCGGAAUCAAGCGACGGACGGAGCUGACCCUUUCAGAUAGAUACCUUCAGCGUGUAUCGAGUGCCUGCACCUACCGGCCUGGCCGAGCGGCAGCUCUGCAUGCAUCAAGCGAGCAUCAGGCGGAAUAGCACAACGAGGUCUGGUGGAGAGAUGGGUGCUCACCACUAUGGCAAGGCAGCCGGCUGAAGGGCAGAAUGGAUGGAUGGAUGGAUGGAUGGGAUGGAGUAGGGAGAGGAGCGCAACACACGGACGGACGGCUUGAUUGAUUGAGACAGGCCGAGUUGACUGAGCUGCGUGGAGCGAGUGACUGACCGUCAGCCCGGCGGCAAGUUCGGUCAUGGCCAACAACGGCCGUCUGCACGGCCCUGACAAGCAGACAGAGAUGGACGGUUAGCUAGUUACCUACGAGUGGCAGUGGGUGGGCGAGUGGAGGAGAAUUACUGAGGCAUAGAGUUGUGGUGGAAAUGGCUGGCUGCAGUCCUAUGUAGGGCGAGGGCAAGACCAGCACAGGAAUGAUAUUACUGGGUGAUUGUGCGUACGGAUGGUGUGCCUGUGUGCUGUCCGGUGGUCAUGAUGAUGGGUGCGUGGUUUAUAUGUAGUUUGUGUGUAUGUAUAGGACGUGGGUAGGAAGAGGUGUGUGUGUGUGUGUGUGUUAGAAAGGUUGAGCAUGACGAGAAGCUUGCGUCCAUUGCACGCAGAGUGACCUAACACGCCAAUGGACACAGAAAUGCGCCAAGAUGGCUCCAUUCACAUCAACCUCACC